GGGUGUGGCGUCUCUCGUCCCGCCCCGCGCCCCUCCUCUCCCCGAGCCGGCUGGUGGUCGAUCUAGUCUCUUUGCUUCCUUCGCUCAUCGCAGACACUAGUCGACCCAUCGGCUUUCGGACCAUGGCCAACCUCGAGCGCACCUUCAUCGCCAUCAAGCCAGAUGGCGUGCAGCGCGGCCUGGUGGGCGAGAUCAUCAAGCGAUUCGAACAGAAGGGGUUCCGCCUGGUGGCCAUGAAGUUCCUUCGGGCUUCUGAAGAACACCUGAAGCAGCAUUACAUUGACCUGAAAGACCGGCCUUUCUUCCCGGGACUGGUGAAGUACAUGAACUCAGGGCCUGUGGUGGCCAUGGUCUGGGAGGGGCUCAAUGUGGUGAAAACGGGCCGAGUAAUGCUGGGGGAGACCAAUCCAGCUGACUCUAAACCAGGCACCAUUCGUGGGGAUUUCUGCAUUCAAGUUGGCAGGAACAUCAUUCAUGGCAGCGAUUCAGUGGAGAGCGCUGAGAAAGAGAUUCGUCUGUGGUUUAAGCCCGAAGAACUGAUUGACUACAAAUCUUGUGCCCAUGACUGGGUCUAUGAGUAGAUGUGGAGAAACUGGAGUCCUUUACAGCACUGCUGAUGGGUUCCAUGGACUGGGUGGAUCAUCUUUUCUAAAACAAUAAAGACUUUGGCACUGGG
Messenger RNA from Apodemus sylvaticus (European woodmouse), 676 nucleotides. RefSeq names its product nucleoside diphosphate kinase B. NCBI's taxonomy places the organism in Eukaryota, Metazoa, Chordata, Mammalia, Rodentia, Muridae. Gene Ontology annotation, biological process: UTP biosynthetic process; GTP biosynthetic process; CTP biosynthetic process. Bases 123 to 581 code for a protein of 152 amino acids. Gene Ontology annotation, molecular function: nucleoside diphosphate kinase activity. The transcript has 5 exons. The record is from RefSeq and is a predicted model, not a curated record.